Messenger RNA from Leptinotarsa decemlineata (Colorado potato beetle), 1265 nucleotides. RefSeq lists its product as uncharacterized. NCBI's taxonomy places the organism in Eukaryota, Metazoa, Arthropoda, Insecta, Coleoptera, Chrysomelidae. The record is from RefSeq and is a predicted model, not a curated record.
UCUACCCACUUGUUGAAAUUCGAUCGUAUAUUCGAUUUUAUGAUUUCAAGUGAUUAACCCUAGUUUUUAGGUGUCAGGCUAGACAUUCUUUCGACCACACGUGAGUUCCAAUCACCCAUAUUAUUCAAGUGAGAUUAUAGUUGUAUUCUCUAUCCACUGGGAAAGGUGGGAGCAAUAGGAGAAUCAUUGCCGUUGGUGUUUAUUUUGAAUUCGUUCAAAACCCUUUGAAGGGAUAAUCACUUGCUUCGUUGGACUUAUCUGCUACUUUUUUCUAACCCCACCACCAUCCAACAGGUAGGCAAUCCCUCGUGCUAGAUAGUUUUCUCCCACGAUGAUUUGGAGAGGUUAUUGUUCUAUCAUUCACCAGGGCCAACAGAAUAGUAUUCUGAGGCAUGAAGGAAUGGUUCAUGCAGUCGCUAAUCGUUUACCUCGAAAAAGUCAAUCAAAUCAUCAAGGAUCUGCGUCAAAGGAUUAUUCACAACCUCACACCUCUUCCACAGCUGGAGCUUGUGAAUACUGUGGACUCCAACCUCAUUCACGUACAGGAUGUCCUGCCAGAAAUUCCAUGUGCAGAAAAUGCUCUUCUAAAGGUCAUUGGGAAAAAGUUUGCAAAAUGAGAAGUCUGAAACCCAGAAGAAUGGUUCGAAAUGUUAAUGCAGGUUUAGAAAACAAUGGUGAAGACGAAUCCAGGGAAUAUGAAGCAGCAGGUAUUUCAGCAGCAGGUAUUUCAGAACAUUUUUUAGGGACUAUGUCUUUGCAUAGUGGUCUUUCUAACCGAACUCAUAAUGAAAUCACUCAAACUGUAGGAAAGAUUUAUGUGAAUGAAAAAAAUCAGUGGAUGGUGAAUUUGGAGAUAAUUGAUUUUGAUACUAAAGUUUCCUUUCUAAUUGAUACUGGAGCUGAUAUUAUAUGUUACCCUUUUCAUUUAUUGAAGGAAUCAAUACUCAAAAAUAUCAUAAAUUGUAAUGAUUGUAUAUUUGGACCUGAUGGUAAAAAUUUAAAUGUGUAUGGUAAAAUCUCUUUUUCUCUAAAAUGCGCAGAUACUAGGAAAACUCACCAAGGGGAUGCUUUCAUUAUAAAAGAUUUAAAAGUCCCAAUACUUGGGAGGCCAGCUAUUCUUGAUUUAGAUAUUUUGCAUUUCAAAGCUGGUAAUCUAAUGACUAUAGUUGAUGAAUCCAGGGAUAGUUCAAAAGUUAAUAUUGCUCAAGAAUAUCCCAAAGUAUAUGAGGAAUUGGGUAAUUUCAAGGAUGAAAUUGAUAUUCAUU